UUUCGAUUCACAACAUUCUUCCACAACAUGGCCAUGGAUCUAGCUAGUCCUGAACCAGAGGAUGGACCAAGAAGAGGUGGGCGAGUGAGGAAGACAGUGGAGAGGUAUAAUCCGCCAGCUAGAGCGGCAGAGCAGGAAGGCGAGGAUGAACAAGACGAGAGCGAUCUAUCGGAUGAGGAGCCCACACGACAGCCUGGCAAGAAGCGAAUGUCGAAUGGCAGACCGAAAAAGCUCGCCAAGCCAAAGAAGAAGGACGUAGGCGAGGAGAUACCAGUGGAGCCUGUCGAUGGGUUCAAGAACGACUCUGCACUGUUCAAUGCCCUCCUAUCGCCUGAUAUCGCGCUUCAACAGGUAGUCGAUGAUUGGGUCGAGACUUAUCAGCAGACGGAGAAUGAUGAAGUGUCAGAGAAGGCAAGCAUGCAAGAAAUGGUGCUGUUCUUCGUCCGAUGCUGUGGUCUGAGCGCAAACGUCGAUGAGGACGAGGCGAUGGACGAGGAUGAUAUCAUCGGGACGAUUGAGAGGAUACAGGAUGAGAGUGUACAUCGCACCGCUGCUGUCUACCCGCUCGUUUCAAAGACUAAGAACCUGCGUCCCUUCCGAAACAAUCUGAACAACCUCGUCCACCGGUUGAUCAAGACCCUUGCACUCACACCCUGCCUCUACGAGACGUCGACUGCCAAGGGCGCUCGCUCCGCUGCCAUACUACCCCUGCUCCUGAGCUGGCUCCACUCCAUGUCCUCCUCGCCCCUCCGGCCCAUUCGACAUACCUCGACGUAUAUCACUUUAAAGAUGAUCUCGGCCCUGGCCGAAGUGGCAUCAGAAAUCAGCCAAGAUCUAAGCGUCAAGCAGAGACAGCGUGACGUCGAGGUUCAAAAAGGCGGCAAAGGUCCAGCGGCUUUGAAAAGGGUCAAGACGUUGGAGGAGAAGGUAAAUGAGGCAGGAACGAAGAAGGCGGCCCUGGAUGCUGCAUUGAAUGAUUCCUUCGAUACGCUCUUUGUGCAUCGCGUGCGAGACGCCGAUCCGGCGAUCCGCAAAGACUGCCUUCGAGAGCUAGGCGUCUGGAUCAAAAAGUACGAAGAGUUCUAUGUCACCAGAACACAUUUGCAAUACUUAUCCAAAAGCCUCAAUGAUCCUGAUGCCCAUGCACGAGUCGAAGCUGUGAAAGCUGCCUCCAACUUGUUCUCUGGUGACCAACAAUCUCCUGGUGCCAGGGAUUUCUUGUCUCGACUCGCUCCAAGACUGGUCGAGAUCGCUUUGCGAGAUGUCGAUCUCUCCGUGCGUGUCAACGCAAUCUCGUUGAUCACUCAAAUCGACCAGACUGGCAUGCUGGCGGAUCCACAAGAGCAUACUCAACGCACAGCUGAAGACCCGCGUCAGCGCGUUGCUCGGUUAAUGUUCAACCAUGAACCUCGGAUUCGCAAAGCGAUCGGAGGCUUUGUACGUGGUCUCUAUGAGGAGGACGUGCAAAAACUUCAGACACAGUGGGCAGGAGCGAAGCAGGGCAAGAAGAAGCGGAGCGCAGCCGAGGACGACAUAAUGGAACGGCUUCGGUACAAGGCGCUCGCAGCUCUCCUUGUGGGCGUUUCUCGAUCGCUGGAGGAGAGUGAUGUGGGUUCGUCGCGUCAGGGUGCCGAGAGCAACACGAUGGCUUCGUGGGCCAAAGCCGCGGUGGAGUCGCUCAGAAAUGAUUUCGAGGAGCUCCAGGAGUGGCACAAGCUCGCAGAGUAUCUCUUGCUCGACCAUUCGCAGAAUGAGGAGUCGUGGCUGAUGGAAGACGACGAGGAGACGAUGAUGCUGCAUGUCUUGGUGGAGAGUGUGAAGCAGGACGAUUCGGAUGGCGACGACCUGACCAAGACGCUGAUCGAUGUGGUUCCGAGACUCUUCACCAAGCACCAAGCCGAUUCAGAUCGGAUAUCUGGUAUCUUGACCCUGGUAAAGCACAUGAAACUGUCUGUCUACGCGGAAAUGCGCAAGAUGACGGCCUAUGAGAGUCUCUGGGAUGAUGUCAUCAAGCAAUUCCUCCAGCACACUGACGAGGAUGUUCUGAAGAAUGCCGCCGCGGCCAUUGAUCAUCUUGCAUCCGAGGAUUCGACAGCGAAUACCAACUCGACCAAGCUUGUCGAGCUCGAAGACAACCUGUUCGCGUCUUUGCGAGAAACAAUCAAUGGGGAGGAGGUUUUCAGCAUGACAUUGGAGGACGACCAAUUGAUCACACUCCAAGCCAUCUUAUUGCGCAUCAAGCUGCUGCAAAAGACAGUUGACAUCUCUGACGCUUUUGAGAGUGAGGAGGGUGGACAGAGCUCGGUGUGGGAGAUCGUACUGGCGUUUGCGGAGCGAGGAGAGGUCGGGUACAAGGCAGAGUCGAUGCUUGUCGAGCAGGCGAUUCGGGUCAUUCUCUUCCACAUUGCCCGUUUGUUGAAAAACCUUACGAAAAGCGAGGACGCUUCGAAGCUCGAGUCGGUGAAUGUCAAGAUCAAUCGAGCGGUCAAGAUGUACGACAGGUUGGCCCUGAUGCCGGGCAAUGCCUCGGACAGUGUUCGUCAAAAGGCUUUCAGGUCGUUUCUCGAACUCCACACUAUGUGCCGAACGCCUGCGGCAGCUGCGUGCACCCUGACAAUGAACUCCGAGGUGCAGAAUCGUGUUGGUCAAAGUUUUGGCCAGAUCGCCGAGGCGUUCAUCUCUGAUCAGGGGGAGACUGAUGACUCGCGAGCACUGAACGAGAAUCUCUUUCUCAAAGUUGCCGCAAGUUUUGUCGGGGCUGUUCAAUGUGGCGUGUUGGACAUUGAUCACGCCAAAGACCCGUUGGCUCUGUUUGGACGAUGUGGUCCGACCUAUGACGCCGUCACCAAAAAGUUGGCCGAAGUGCUUCGUGACGAGGGCAUUUAUAACAAGCAAGCGGAUCUGGUUCAGCAUGUGGCGGAUUCAGCGUUGAAAGCGUCAUUCACGACAUUUCUGGAAGGCGACGACGAAGAGCCCACCGCCACGGUGGCUCUCGCCAAGACCAUCGCCUCUUCCUUCAUCGUUCAUGGCACCCACUUCACCGUCCUGCGCCAGAUCCAUCCCAACGAUGUGUGCGACAUGCACCGAUCCUGUCUGGAUUUCAUCUCUCGUCGCUUGGCCAACUAUCACCGACAACUCAAGUCGGGCAAUCGAAAGUCUGGCUUAAAUCAAGAUCAUGCGCAGCGGAAAUUCAAUCAAUGUCUGGCAUUCUUCAAGGUUCUUGUUCACCUGCUCGGGCCGAUCACGGGGACUGGCGCCGUCAGCAUUCGUAAGGAGAUGGAAGAGAUUUGGAAGACGACGGGUAUGAGGCCUGGCAAUGCCAAGGCGUGGGACAGCUGGCGAGCAUAUGACAAGCGUUUGGUCAACAUUGCGUCAAAGGAUCCCAAUGUCAAAAUGAUGGUGACGCAGAAGGCUGUCGAGGACGAGGACAGUGCAGAGAGCUCGGAACAUGAGGAGGAGGCGACGGAAGCGGCCGAAGAAGACGAAGUGGCGCUGGAGUCUGAGGCGUCUGGACCGAAGUCAUCGACGCCGCUCAAGAGAUCGCGACAGAAUCUCAGUCGGGACCCAGUUGAGGCCGAAGAAGAAGAGGUGGAGGAGCCGGAGGAGCCGAUUGAGAGGUCACCGGAGCCGUUUGCUGAUGUUGAGAUGAAUCUCAACGUGGAGGAGGUGGAACCUGAUGAGGGGAGGUCGGGCAAAGCUCAGAACGGUUCCGAGCCGAAGAAACGCAAGGUCAGGAGGUAGAUAAGGAUGGACAUGUUGUAUAUACUUAUUUUUUGUUUCUAUAAGAGCUUAUGAUGCCUUCAUGCAUGGGUGCUCCAGGUC
Molecule: messenger RNA, 3822 nt
Organism: Kockovaella imperatae
Lineage: Eukaryota; Fungi; Basidiomycota; Tremellomycetes; Tremellales; Cuniculitremaceae
Product: STAG domain-domain-containing protein
Exons: 13
Coding region: 28-3741 (1237 amino acids)
Biological process (GO): sister chromatid cohesion
Cellular component (GO): nucleus; cohesin complex; chromatin
Molecular function (GO): chromatin binding
Source: RefSeq, a predicted model, not a curated record